AUCUGGGCUGAGAUUAAGGAAAUGUGGGAUGGAGGCUUCACCGAGUAUGUGCACGAUUGGUGGAACCUGAUGGACUUUGCCAUGAACUCGCUCUACCUGGCCACCAUCUCCCUGAAAAUCGUGGCCUACAUCAAGUACAACAGCUCACGUCCGCGGGAGGAGUGGGAGAUGUGGCACCCGACUCUGAUUGCCGAGGCCCUCUUCGCCAUCGCCAACAUCUUCAGCUCGCUGCGGCUCAUCUCGCUGUUCACGGCCAACUCGCACCUGGGCCCACUGCAGAUCUCACUGGGCCGCAUGCUGCUUGACAUCCUCAAGUUCCUCUUCAUCUACUGCCUGGUGCUGUUGGCCUUCGCCAACGGUCUCAACCAGCUCUAUUUCUACUACGAGACCAAGGCAUCGGACGAGCCAAACCACUGCAAGGGCAUCCGCUGCGAGAAGCAGAACAACGCCUUCUCCACGUGAGUCCUGACCUGGCAGGCUUCAGCAGAGCCUUCCAAUGAUACUGAUGACCAAACUGCUUCACUGUCUAACACCUGUGUGUGAAUUUCACAGAUGACCUUCAGCUGAAGGCCAGUUAUUUACAUCAUUACAUCACUCGU
This is a messenger RNA of Paramormyrops kingsleyae, 599 nucleotides long. Lineage: Eukaryota; Metazoa; Chordata; Actinopteri; Osteoglossiformes; Mormyridae. The record is from RefSeq and is a predicted model, not a curated record.